CUGCGCAUCAUUGCGCGCGAACGCUGUCGCGGAAGCAGCGCUGCUAGCACCCUACACCGAAACACUUGCUUCACGCCAUUUAGUAAGCCCCUGGAUUCAUGCAGCACCCGGAGUCUCUCCUCGCUGGACAAGCUGCGCCGCGCAUCGUGGGAACGAUGCCCGCAACCGCGCCAGGAGGCGGCCGAAUUCACCCACAACGGCGUGGCGUGGACAGAUGAGUACAGCUGGAUGGAAGCUUCAGGUGCAAAUGGUGGCCUCCAGCAGCAGCAGGCGGCGGAGGCGGAGCUGCAGUCGCACCUGGCAGCGGAGGAGGCGCACAGCCGGCGGGCGCUGGCGGCGGCGGGCGUGAGCGGCCUGGCGGGGCGGCUGCUGGGCGAGAUGCGGGACGUAUGGGUGGGCACGCAGGGGGCAGGCGGAGAGCAGGAGCCGCCCCCGGAGCGCAUCGGCCCCUACACCUACGCCGUCAUUAACGGCCCCGACGGCGGCCUGCAAGCCUACGUGCGCACCCGCGUCACACCCGGCGGCACCAGUGGCGGUGGUGCCAGCAGCGGCAGGCGGAGGUCUGCGCCGCCGCCGCCGCCGCCGCCGCCGCCUGGGCCUGAGGUGCUGCUGGACGCGGCGGGUGUGGCGGCGGACUCGCGGCUGGCGGCGGCGAUGACCGGGAUGCGACUGGGCACGGACGUGGGCGCGUUCAAGCUGUGCCCGCGGCACCGUUUGCUGGCCUACACACUGCCCGUGCUGGCGGCGGCGCCCGGCAGUGGCGGCGGUGGCGGUGGCGGUGGCGGUGGCGGUGGCGGUGGCGGGUCGGGGCCGCCGGUGCACGACCUGUAUGUGGCCCUGGUGCGGGACACGGCGGCAGGCCGGCUGCUGCUGCCUGGCGGUGUGGUGGCGGGUGUGGCGGGCCCGGGCAGCCUGGAGCUGGCGGCGGAUGGCCGCAGCCUCCUGGUGGCGGCGCCGGAUGAGGCGGGGCGGCCCAGCCGGGUGUUGCUGCACGACCUGACCUCGGGGCGGCCCCCCCGGCUGCUGCUGGCCGAGCCCGACCCGCGCUUCUUCCUGGGGCUGGGCCGCAGCAAGGACUGGGCGCUGCUGCUCAUCAGCGCCAACAGCAAGAGCUGCUCAGAGGUGCACGUGCUGGACGCAGCCGCCCCCUGGGCCGCCCCGCCCGCUCUGGUGCAGCGCCGCACCCCCGGCCUCGAGUACUUUGUGGAGCACUGGCGCGCAGCAGGGGGCGCAGCAGCAGCAGGAGAAGGCGGACCCGCAGCCCCCGCACCCGCACCUGUGGCCACACCCGGGGCGGCAGCUGCAAAAGCGGGGAGCACAGGGAACAGGGGGCAGCAGUCUCAGCAGCCGCCGCAGUCGGGCGCACCGGUGGCGCAGGGCGGUGCGGGCGGCGGGCGGCUGCUCAUACUGACCAACGCCCACCUCUCCGGCGGCGGGGCGGGCGGCGGUGGCAGAGGGGCCCACCUCUCAGGCGGAGGGGCGACUGGCGGGUCGGAGCUGCACGUGGUGACGGCGCCGCUGUCGGCACCCGGCCUUGAGAACUGGAGACCGCUGCAACAGGCGGGCAGUAGCAGCAAUGCCGCCCACAACAACAACAACAGCUGCAGCAGCGGUGCGGGGCAGUACGUGGCCACUGACAUGGACGUGUUCAGCCACUGUGUGGUGCUGUACGAGCGGCGCCUCACAGACGGCCGCCCCGCAGUCAGCGUGCUGCACCUGCACCCGCAGGCGGAGGGGCAGGCGGAGGGGGAUGGCGGGCUUGGGCGUGCGCCCGCCAUCGCCCGGCGAGAGCAGGUGCCGCUGCCGGACUGGGCUCUGCACGUGAGCCCCGGCCUCAACGCCGACCCCGCCGCCCCCACGCUGCGCCUCACCGCCUCCAGCCCGCUGCACCCGCCCACCACCUACGACUACAGCCUGACCGCCGGAGUGCUACAGCCCCUGGCCACAGCGGCGCCGCCCACCGCCGCCGCCGCCGAGCUGCUGCGGCGCUGCACGCUGGUGCGCCUGAGCGUGCCGUCACCUGCGGCGGCGCCGUCAGCCGCUGGCAGCGACGGCGGCAGCGGCCACAACAACGGCGGCGGUGUGGCGCAGGUGCAGGUGCAGGUGCCCGUGACGCUGGUGCUGCCGCCGGGCGUACCUCUGCCGCCCGCCGCCGCUGCCGCCGCCGCCGCCGGCACUCAUGGCAGCAGCUGGCAGGUGCUUAGCCAGCCCGACCCCACAAUCACCUUAGCGGCGGCGUCGUCACCAGAGACCGCCGCACAGCCUGCCGUACCAGCCGCCGGGCCCGCACCUGUGCCCGUACUGCUGCAUGUGUACGGCGCGUACGGGCUGCCGCUGGAGCCGCAGUACGACGGGGCGGCGCUGUGCCUGCUGUCGCGGGGCUGGGCGCUGGCCUGGGUGCACGUGCGGGGAGGCGGGGAGCUGGGCCGGGGCUGGCACGCGGCGGGCGCUCGGGCCCGCAGGUCGGCGGGUGUGGCGGACUGCUUGGCGGCGGCGGAGGCGCUGGUGGCGGCUGGGCUGACGGCGCCGGGGCUGCUCGCGGGGCACGCCAUCAGCGCAGGCGGUGUGGUUCUGGCUGCUGCUCUGGCGGCGCGGCCGGCGCUGUGGGCCGCCGCCGUGUUGCGCUGCGCCCACCUGGAGCUGCUGAGCAGCAGCUGCGGCGGCGGUGUGGGGGCAGGGUUGGCGGCGACGGGAGAAGCGGCGAGCAGCAGUAGCAGUGGCAGCAGUAGCAGCAGUGACAAAGAUGCGCCGCUGCCGCCUGCAUCUGUGCUGGCGGCGCAUGAGUGGGACGAGUGGGGCCACCCGGGUGACUCCUCCGAGUGGGCGGCCCUGGCGGAGCUGUGUCCCUACCGCCGGCUCCUGCACCUGCAGCCGCACCCGCAGCCGCAGCCUUCAGCAGCCGCGCCCGCAGCCCCACAGUACACUACAACACUGCCGGUGGUGACGGGCGGCGGCGGUGGACAGGCGGUGGAGGUGGAGGUGGCGCCGGGGGCAGCGCCAGGAGCAGUGGUGGCGGGGGGCGGCUGGCGUGCGGCGGUGUUGGCCAGCUGCGCGCUGGGUGACCCGCGCGUGUCGCCCGCCGUGCCGGCCAGGUGGGUGGCGCGGCUGCGACACCGCCUUGCGCCGCACCUGUCCGGGCAGCAGCACCAGCAGCAGCAGCACCAGCAACAGUACCAGCAGCGGCAGCAGCAGCAGCGGCAGCGGCAGCAGCAGGCGCCAUCAUCCGCAGAGGUGUGCUCCGAGAGGCACGGCUCUGGCGGUGGCUGCGCCCCGCGAACUGGAUGGAGCGGCCUCGUCACACGCAUGCUGGGGGGAGCAGGAGGCAGCGGUUCGACUGGCAGGGGUCGCAGAGGCGGAGGCGAGGCGCAGGCAGCAGCCGAUGCGAGCGCGGGAGGCGGCGGGAGCGCAUGCGCCUCACAGUCGGCCCAGGUGCCGCCCUGCCCCGCGCCGCUGCUGCGAGUGCACUACGACGGCACGGGCCAUGUGCGAGCGGGAGAGGCGGCGGCGGAGGAAGCGGCUGAGGAGAUGGCCUUUGUGCUCACGGCCGUGCGGAAGCAGCCGCCGCCGCCGUCGCAGCAGCAGCAGCAGCAGCAGCAGCAGCAGCAGCAGCUGCCAACCGGGCGUUAAACCCGCGCUAGCCGCCCACGGAAUCUCGGCACACGGCAUGGGUGAGGUUGCGGUGCCUCCCCCUCUCUGGGAAGGCUCCGUGCCGCAGCAUUCUUACAUCGGGCCGUAUAGGCGUAUAGCAGAUACGGCCCGGCGUCCAGCCUUGCGUCAAGAGCAGCGAGCGAAGGUGCACGAAGGCAGCAGACUGACAAUUUGCAUCCAUCCACGGCUUCGGGAGGCCGAGCUCGGCAUUUGCUGUUCAUCUGUAUCUGUAACGAGGAGCAGACGGUUUGCCGAUGAACAGUGCUGAGCAAUCUCGCGUUGGAUGCGUCUGCUGCGGACGCGCAGCUUCGCUCUGCACGCUUGAAGCGGCUGCCAUUUGGCCAUACGCCGGACGCUGUAGCUAAGCCUCGCUGCAGCGACGCCGAGCAGUAGGACCUCUAGAGGCCACGCGCUCGCAGCCCUCAAGACCAGGGAGCGGCCAGGUUCCCGCCGGGUUCACCCAUGCCUCCCAUGCCUCGUCCACGAGCGCAUCGAUCGCCAGACGUUUGUUUUAUGCAGCCCUCACGAUGCCGCUCCUACUACAGCGGCCAGCGCGCGGUGCCCGCUGCCGGCGGCGCGCCGAAGCGCCUGCCGCAGCACACUGCAGCGGCGCGCUUACCCUGAAGAAGGUACAGUCACGAGUCUCACCCGCAAGCUUCUACUCCGGCGCUGUUGCUUCAGGAAUGCACUGUAGGAUAGGCGUUUUUGUGGACAUGCCUGGACCGCGGCCCAUCUGAGCAGUGAGCUAAGAGGUGGUGGCUCAGCACGUCGCGGUCCUUGAAGUACGAGGUUGCCGCGUGCUGCGGCAGGCGCUGCGGCGCGGCGCCGGCACCGGGCACCUCGCGCUGGCCGCUGUAGUAGGAGUGGCAUCUGGACGAGGCACGGGAGGCAUGGGUGAACCCGGUGGGAGAUGGAUGGUGCGCGCGGCUGUUCCGUUUUGUGGCGGCACAGGGUGCCGACGUGUGGCUUUGGCCGGGUACGCAUGAGACGAGAGAGGAGUGGAGAGCAGGCGCGCUCCUACCGGAGGGACCUAUCUUGCCCACCUUCAGGGCCCACCUUCAGAGCGGCUGAUAGCGGAACCGCAUGCAUUCCUCGCUUGCGGACAGCAACCUGGCAUGCACAUGUGCAAGUGCGCGCAUGGAUGGGUCGAAGCGCAAUAGGGUCCGCACCGCCGACCGUACGGUAUGUGCGUUGCGGUGGCUGUGACGGCGGCGUGGUGGGUGGCGUGCAUAGGCUGCAUGGCUGUGUUACACGUGCUGCAGGCUCCACUUGCAGGCCCCGUUGGCGCAUGGUACUUGUGACGACCCGACAGUGAUGGAAGUUUUGCAGCUGCGACGGUGGUGUGUCAGACAGAGGUGGAUGUCCCAACACUCUGGGCGCUGGGGCCCUGGGCUGCGCUGGGGGCCCCGGCCAGGCGGGGGUGGCGGCAGUGGUCACCAGCCCGGCCCGGCGGGGGCGCCUGGCGCGGCCCGGGGCCCCGGCGCCCAGAUCUAGGGAGCAACCUACGGCACACACCACCUGCGGCUUGGGCUUGUUUGUGUUUGCUUAAUGCGGAGUGCUAAGUACGUGCGCGCAUGAGGCGGUGAACGCUGAUGUUGUGUGCUUCCACCGCUAGCUGCCAUGUGUUGGGGCACGACGUCCAGGCUGCAGGACGGCAUCCUGUGUGCUGCUGUGCUGCCAUGCACCACCACUGGCGCCACCACCACUGUGUAACUUAGCCCCUGC
Messenger RNA from Chlamydomonas reinhardtii, 5373 nucleotides. RefSeq lists its product as uncharacterized. Gene Ontology annotation, molecular function: serine-type endopeptidase activity. NCBI's taxonomy places the organism in Eukaryota, Viridiplantae, Chlorophyta, Chlorophyceae, Chlamydomonadales, Chlamydomonadaceae. The record is from RefSeq and is a predicted model, not a curated record. The transcript has 13 exons. Gene Ontology annotation, biological process: proteolysis. The coding region runs from base 229 to 3627 and encodes 1132 amino acids.